Messenger RNA from Coccinella septempunctata (seven-spotted ladybird), 1649 nucleotides. RefSeq lists its product as uncharacterized. Lineage: Eukaryota; Metazoa; Arthropoda; Insecta; Coleoptera; Coccinellidae. Gene Ontology annotation, cellular component: membrane. The record is from RefSeq and is a predicted model, not a curated record. The coding region runs from base 357 to 1181 and encodes 274 amino acids. The transcript is spliced from 4 exons. Gene Ontology annotation, biological process: sensory perception of taste.
UCUCUACUGAAGAUAUUAAAGACCGAAAACGUCGGUCUUCAAACUGCCUAGUUUGCCUCACAUACAUUACAGUGUUAAAAUCCAUCAUUGUUUUACCAAUAAGGGGAUUCUGCAAGCAUAGGAAUCCGAAUUAUGAACAUGCUCCGAAAUUUCGCACAGUCAAAAAGUUAUUGAUCGUUAACUUGGUUCACCACAUCAUCCUAGUCAUUCUUGAUGGCUUAUAUAUCAUUGAGUCAAUCAGAAGAUGUGCCAGUGGUGAUCAAAUAUGCUUGGAAAUAAUCAGCGAAUGUGUCAUAGUAUCAUCAGCUUUGUUCCUAUCGUUUUUUCCGUUCCUGAAAUCUGAACACAGAGUGAACAUGUUCAAUGUUGAAUCGCAUUUGAUGCAUAAAAGGAAUUUUUAUGGGGUCACGGAGAUCAUAUCUGAGAAUCAAACCAGAAAAUGGAUCUCAAUGAGCGUACUAAUUCUUGGAUGGGAAAUAAUAUUUUCCAUCGCCUUCUUCUUCGUGAAAUAUGACAAAACUUGCAUAUUCAGGACUAUGUGUCUGAUUUUUGGUUUCUACAUGCAAAUGGAUAUAUUGUUUCAAUUCAAAAGCGAAUGUGUGAUGACCAAACGAAUAUACAACGCCUAUUCUUCAUCUUUGAAAAGCCAUAUGAUGAACAGGCUUUCCGGGCUAAAGACUGAGGAAAAAAUGAGUUUAAUCAGCAGAGUGACUAAAUUCAAACAUGCUCAUAUGGAGAUCAUCAGGAUUGUAGAUGAAGUUAAUGAAUUCAUGAACCCUUCAUUCAUUUUCUGGAGUUUGUGUACUUGUUUAACCUUGGUGAUCAAUAUCUAUGUGGCUGUUAUGACAGAUUUUCAGGGAAGUUUCAAGGAAAUUUUUUCCAAGCAACUAUUUGCCUAUUUAUCUGCUAUUGGGGUUUGCAAUGUGUGCUUUGAUACAGAAGAAAUGAACCACUUGAGCGAUGAUACAUUGUCGUUUCUGUUCAAAUACCCCAUUAGUAAAUUGAGCGAAACUGAGGCAUACCAGGUUGAGAUGUUAAUAUACACCCUAUCGUCGCAGAAGCCAACCAUAAAAGCGUCUGACAUUUUUACAGUUGGAACCAAGCUCCUAGCAUCCAUAUCUGGAACCGUGGUGACCUACGUCCUGGUGGCCCUACAAUUCCGACCAGCUUGGAGAGAUUAACUGGAACAUUCCUACCUCAACAGUACAACAUGCCCCACACUGUAAACAAUACCGUCAAGCCCAGCAUGAGCUCUACUCCGAAAAUAUGUAUUUGCAAAUCGAUGAGAAUCGUUCACUAUUUCUACAGGUUCUUCGGCAUAUUUCCCGUGACUACAACACACGAAAAGGGCCGAUGUAUAUUCCAUAGAUCCCUACUUUACAUCGCCUGGUCAAUAAUUUUGGUAGUCCUUUUGGUUCUACACUUCCUAAUCUAUGUCGAAUUCAGCGUUUUGUCUAAGAAAAAUGAUUUGCCGAUUAUUCUUAACGGUAUCACUGAUAUGACUUAUUACUGUUACAUUAUGAUUAUCAUAACAGUGAAUUGUUUCAAGGCCAACAGUUGGGCUAAGGUGCUCAGUGAUCUGAGCAAAAUGACCAGAUAUGGUAUUUUAUGCGACUCAGCACUUGGUGUCAUAAAAAAUCUGAACACCA